UCUUAGCUUCUUGACUGGGGAGAGGAGACGGUCGCCAGUCGCUCUAAGAUAUCUCAGAUUUGUUGGAAAAAUAAGUAUUGUGAUUUUUUUAUUUCCUUUUGAUUCCCAUCGCGGCAGGUGAUGGACAAUUCUUCGCGUAUUUUUCGUGAGAAGAAUUCGUUUGACUACCAGAAGCUUACCGAUUCUCCGGCGUCCCACUCCGGGCAUUUGGGCUCCGGGGAAAGCAUCGAUCGGCGGUUCGUCUUCUCUCGUCAAGCUUCUUUGCAUAAAAAUGUGAUGGGCGACCCCCACACUCCGAAACCUUUUCUUUCGCGGAACGUUUCUAGCAUAGAUAUUCCGCCGGGCAGUUUCUUGGAGGUUCCCAAGCUUGCAUACUCGAAUGAAUUUGAUGAGAAGGCUUCGGCUUUUUCAUACGUUUCAUUGAUUUGGGGGGGAUUAAGGUCUGGGAACAAGCCGAUGAGGCGUUUGUUCGUCUUGAUUUCAUUGAAUGUAGCGUAUUCGACGGCUGAGCUGAUAAUUGGCCUUCUCACGGGUCGUGUUGGCUUGAUAUCAGAUGCAUUUCAUUUGACAUUUGGCUGUGGGCUCCUGUCAUUUUCGUUAUUUGCAAUGGCAGCUUCUCGACAAAAACCUGAUAGCACGUACACAUACGGGUACAAAAGGCUAGAAGUUUUAUCAGCUUUUACAAAUGCUCUAUUCCUUUUGUUUCUGUCUUUCUCGUUGGCUGUGGAAGCUCUUCAUGCAUUUAUACAAGAUGAAUCUGAGCACAAGCAUUACUUGAUCGUCUCUGCCGUCACAAAUUUGCUGGUAAAUCUCAUUGGCGUUUGGUUCUUCAGAAAUUAUGCCCGAGUUAAUCUUGUUUACAGAAAACCUGAAGAUAUGAACUAUCACUCUGUUUGCUUACAUGUGCUGGCUGAUUCGAUCCGCAGUGCAGGAUUAAUUCUGGCGUCUUGGUUGCUUAGCCUCGGAGUUAACAAUGCCGAGGUCUUGUGCUUGGGACUGGUUUCUGUCACUAUUUUUAUGCUUGUAAUGCCGCUUUUUAAAGCCACAGGUGGUAUUUUACUACAGAUGGCACCACCUAGCGUACCCUCCUCGGCCUUGAGCAAAUGCUGGAGACAGAUCAAUUCUCAUGAAGAUGUUGCAGAGGUUUCCGAGGCUCGGUUUUGGGAAUUGGUACCAGGUUAUGUUGUUGGAUCGGUAUCACUUCUGGUGAAGAAGGGAGUGGAUGAUCUCCCAAUACUUCGAUAUGUUCACGGCCUGUACCAUGAUGUCGGCGUGCAGGAUUUAACCGUGCAUACAACCAGUGACGCUUAAUCCCGAGCAUAUUUAAUCCUGUACUGCUACAGCAGCGGAUUCUUUUUGUCGAACAUGAUGCCAAGUAAAGAAACCACACGUGAUCUAUAGAUGACUAUGUCCUUUUCCCUGUCCUACAUAUGCUGUGAAAUUAUUGAAAAAACAAUUUCAGA
Andrographis paniculata is the source of this 1463-nucleotide messenger RNA. Its product is annotated as metal tolerance protein C2. Bases 121 to 1311 code for a protein of 396 amino acids. Gene Ontology annotation, molecular function: zinc ion transmembrane transporter activity. Gene Ontology annotation, biological process: zinc ion transport; transmembrane transport; intracellular zinc ion homeostasis. The record is from RefSeq and is a predicted model, not a curated record. Gene Ontology annotation, cellular component: Golgi apparatus; membrane. The transcript is spliced from 10 exons. NCBI's taxonomy places the organism in Eukaryota, Viridiplantae, Streptophyta, Magnoliopsida, Lamiales, Acanthaceae.